AAACCAUUCAGCUGCACAGUCUGUAAGAAAGCUUUUUCACGGAGUGGAAAUUUAAAGGACCACAUGAGAGUCCACACAGGAGAGAAACCACACAGCUGCUCAGUCUGUAGGAGAGCUUUUUCACGGAGUGCACAUUUAAAGAAACACAUGAGAGUCCACACAGGAGAGAAACCACACAGCUGCUCAGUCUGUAAUAAAGCUUUUUCACAGACUGCACAUUUAAAGGCACACAUGAGAGUCCACACAGGAGAGAAAGCACACAGCUGCUCAGUCUGUAAGAGAGCUUUUUCACGGAGUGCACAUUUAAAGAACCACAUGAGAGCACACAUGAGAGUCCACACAGGAGAGAAAGCACACAGCUGCUCAGUCUGUAAGAAAGCUUUUUCACAUAGUGGAAAUUUAAAGACACACAUGAGAGUCCACACAGGAGAGAAAGCACACAGCUGCUCAGUCUGUAAGAAAGCUUUUUCACGGAGUGAUAGUUUAAAGACACACAUGAGAGUCCACACAGGAGAGGAAAAAUAGAGCUGCAAUGUUUGUGACAAAAGAUUUAAAUGGAAUAAUCGUUUCAAAAGACAUAAGUGUGUUGGUCGUCAGCUGCUUCUGUAACUGUCAGGGAAUACAUUUGUCUAUGUUGUAUCCUGAUGACCUCAUGCCGUUACAUGUAAUAUGUUACUCCCUAAGCCUGAUUUCCCCCACCUUCAACCGAUUCGCUAAUAAUCACAAAUCUUCAUUUUCUUUGACCUCUUGACUCGACUAUUUCUUGUUUAAUAAUCGUUACAUCUCCUCAGGACCAAGUUCCUGUGUCCUGCCUUUCACCUGCUGAUCACCGACUGCUCAUUUAAGGUGGACUCACCUUUACAAGGGACCAGCUAGUCUUAUGGCGCGUUUCCACUGCAGGCCUCGCUCGGUUUGGUUGGGCCUUAUUAGGCCCGGCUCACUUCAAUGCUGCGCUUCCAUUACAGUUUAUGAACUGGGGUAGUUACUAUAGUAACGCAGUGUAGGCUACAGACACAAAACAUGGACAUUACAAUAACAAAAAGAGACAUUCCUAUCUCAGACAAAAAAAAAACAGAAACAAAAAUAAUAAAUCACAGUCAGUUGGUCACUUCAACAUUUCAUAAACAAAACAAAAAAUAGGUUGACAGUACAAUAUCAUCAAAAGCAUGUAUUAUUCCUUUUUAUCCCACUCUUCACUAGAGCUGAUUGUUUCCCAUUUCAUGGUGUGUUGAGCCAUCCUUUGAUUCUUUGUGGCAAUCAUCCUUUCCAAAAUAAAUUUUGUUUUUAAUCUACUUUUCACACACCUUAAAUUCAGAUUUCCCCUUAAUUGAGCUUUGAAAAUCAGUAUUUUUGCCAGAAGAAUAAUUGUAUUCAUCAACUGUGUAUUGUCCUCAUCCAAAAACCCAAACAAAAGACCAGAGGGAGUAAAUGCAAAAUCAAUAUAAAGUGUCUUAAGCCCAUUUUGAAUCUCAGUCCACAGUCUUGCAACAUAUGGACAAUACAAAAAAUAAAUGCAUCUGGUCUUGCUCUUCCUCCUCACAGAAUCUACAAAGUGGUGACGGUUCAAUAUUAAAAGUGGUGAGUUGUUUUUUGUAGCGAUAAUCUUGUAAAAGAUCUUCAGUUGGAAGAUUCUUGAAUAGGAAUCAAUUGUUGUUUUGUAUAUGGUUCUAAAAAAUGGUUUCCUGGGUAUCAGAAUAUUAAAUUAUUCUUCCCAGAAAGAACAGACUGCAUGAGGAAAAGCAGUAAGGCCCUUGCUCUGUAAACAGUGAUCAUAAAUGAUUCUAUUUAUUUUCAUUUUUGAAAACCAUUUCUGACUUCUUGUUGUCGGUUUCCAUCUUUUUUUUAUUUGCGUUUCCAGUUAGUUGGAAAAGCUGAAAGCAGCUGGUUAAAGUGAAGGAAAUCACAUAUCUGACCAUACAUACAGCGAAAACACUGAUAUGAAAUUAAAUUACCUGUGCUAUCUAGUAAAUCAUUCAUGAAAAUAAUUCCCUUUCUCAGGAGACUUUCCCAUAAUAGUGGUUUUCCAUCUACUUCUGAGUGCAACCAUACUAAUUGAUUUUGGAUUUAUUCUGGUGUAUCUGGGGUAAUACUGGAAACUCAACCAAGCCUUCAAUGCAUCUCUAACAAAUGGUGAGAUUUCUACUAAUAUGUAUUUGAAUAACCAUCACAGUGGUGAGAUUUUAAUUGGAAAAAGGGAAACAGUUUACAGUCAAAAAACAAGUGCCCUGAAAAUAAGUUCUGACUUGUUCUCCAAAGACUAUUAUGAUACAUUUUAUUAAUCCAAGAUGCUUUUAAGGAUGAAUUCAUUGCUGCCACCUUUUUUAAGUUUAG
This is a messenger RNA of Gymnodraco acuticeps, 2331 nucleotides long. Its product is annotated as zinc finger protein 79-like. The transcript is spliced from 2 exons. NCBI's taxonomy places the organism in Eukaryota, Metazoa, Chordata, Actinopteri, Perciformes, Bathydraconidae. Gene Ontology annotation, cellular component: nucleus. The record is from RefSeq and is a predicted model, not a curated record. Gene Ontology annotation, biological process: regulation of transcription by RNA polymerase II. Gene Ontology annotation, molecular function: DNA-binding transcription activator activity, RNA polymerase II-specific; RNA polymerase II cis-regulatory region sequence-specific DNA binding. The annotation marks the transcript as partial.